Messenger RNA from Protopterus annectens (West African lungfish), 3267 nucleotides. Its product is annotated as dapper homolog 2-like. NCBI's taxonomy places the organism in Eukaryota, Metazoa, Chordata, Ceratodontiformes, Protopteridae. The coding region runs from base 230 to 2713 and encodes 827 amino acids. The record is from RefSeq and is a predicted model, not a curated record. Gene Ontology annotation, cellular component: cytoplasm. The transcript is spliced from 4 exons. Gene Ontology annotation, biological process: negative regulation of nodal signaling pathway.
AGCCUGGGGGAGGGGGAGGAACCUUUAUCCAGCUACACAGGUAGAUGGUUAGUGUAGCCUCAGAUCAGAGCUGACUAUUGUGGGAGCUGGAAUUGUUGUUAAGUGAGGCUUUUUGUUGCCGGCUAGUUGCUCUAUUUUUAUUUGUUAGUUUGGCACAUAGGAGUCUGUGGCUUAUCUUGGCACUGGAGGUUCUCUGAAGGUUUUCUUGCCUCAGAAUGUGGUGAGUGUCAUGUAUACUGCUGAGAUGUUGCCAACUAGGAAAGUAGUGGGUUCUUCCUCUGGCUACAGUGGAACAGCGAUGGUGAGUACCACAGUCAUCAUGGACCGUGCUAGAAUAGGGGAGAGAAUUCAAGCCACCCUUGCUGGGUUGCAUGAGCUGAAAGCACUCCAGAAGAAACAUGAACAAAUGGUUUUUGAAGCACUAAGUCUGCAUGUGGAGCCUGUAUCCCCACAAACUCUACUGAAUAAAACUGAAGACUCUUCAAUGAGGCAAGGACAUCUGGCAGCAACAUUAGCAGUGCUAAAAGAACAGCUGUCUCGACUAAGAAGACAGGAUUAUGGACUUAAAGGCCACUUGCAGCAGUUGGACCAGCAGCUCAGUGAUCUUCAGCUUGGUGUCAGCAGUGAAUCAGCAGAACACCUUGAGAGUGACAGCCGUCCUAGUUCAGGUUUCUAUGAACUGAGUGAUGGCGGGUCCUGUUCACUGUCCAACUCGUGUUCUUCUGUUUAUAGUGACUGCUUGUCAUCUUCUCACAAUAGCCUCCUGCCAUCCUCCCACCAGACGAGGUCAAGGAUCAGCAUGUUUGAUUAUAGACCACGGUCAGCAGAUGAAACCACAGUUCAUUUAACCUCUUCCCAACCAGGAGUACACAUCAGAGCUGGAUGCAGAAUAAGGACAAGCCCAGAGUUUCCUCUGAAUCAGUCCUCUCCCAAACAGAGGCCAGUUUCUACUGGUGAUUUGGAGAAGAUGAUGCCACCUGGCCUGGGAUUUUUGAAGACAUUUGACCCCAAGACUAUGUCACCACUGUGUGGUGUUCACAUAAAUCUGAGGUCAGUGGACUCCAAGUACCAGAAUGACCUUGUAUCAAAAAAUGGUGGUGAUGCAUUUCGUUACCCAAGUCCCCUACAUGCGGUUGCACUUCAAAGUCCACUCUUUACUUUGGUUGGUGAUUCUUCCAAUGUGGAGAACAAAAACUUAUCUCAGGAAAAUUUAACAAAUACUGUAGUUUGUAACCCAGGUCUGGCAGGACCCCAACUGGAAAUAAAACCCAGGUGUUACAUUGACAAACUGGUACUGCUUAAUAAAUGCAAACUCAGGAAACAGCCUAGUUUUGGCCGUAAAGAUGCAAGAAACAGCCGUCCAGCCUUGAGCUGCCAGGUAGACAUUCCCACUGCAUGUGCUGCCAUGCUGAAUAUUAAUGGUGCUGAAGAAUCCUCAAAGCAUGAUGACCUCAGUAAAAAUAAAGACAUAACAGUGCUUCAUGUCCCUCUGUCUGAAAAGACUAAAAACGGGCAGCAGGAACUGUCUUGUUGUUCUGCUGGGGUGACAUCUGCAGAAGUGAGUGAGGAUUCCAGACAGCUUCAUACUGCUCCAUUGUGUACACCAGACAUGAUUACAGACAUAGAUGCAAGAAAUGACUCACAAAAUGCCUCUGGUCAAUGUUUUCAGCCACAUCUUUCAGAAAAUAAACAGAAUACAGCUUUAGCAAAGCCUCUGUUUUUAAAAAAGGUCAUCAGAAAAACUUCUGUAAAUGAGACACUGAAGAGAACGCACAAGGUCCUGCCAGCAAGUGAGUUUGUUCAUGCCAAGUUUGUCUGUUCAGAGUCUCAUCAGAUGAAGGUUAAACAUGCUAGCACUAAAACAAAAGCCACAAAGAUUAAGAGAAGAAGCAGUGAAAGGCAAAGAUGCAUAAAGCAGACGUCCUCUGUGAAACCCAGAGACUGUUGUGGCAAUGGCAGAAUACCCAAUGAGAGGGGUCACAAGUGUCCUCCAAAACAUAAUUUUGUAAGACAGCCUAAUGCAGAUGAAAUUUCAAGCCGAACAUGUUCAGAAUCAACUCUUUGUUCUGCACAGUACAAGAAACCUCAUGUUAGGCCUCUACAUGACUUUAGCAAAACAUCAACCUGUGGCCUGCAUGCUUUUGAAGCAACAAAUAUUGACUUAGUAAGGAAAAAACAUCGCAAGUGGCUCUCUGCAGUUGAAAUAUCUGCCAAGGUCCAUCAUACAAACAUUACCGGUGACAAUGGGAUGGGUCUAGUACACUCAAAACAGCAGGUCAGGAAAGCUGGUGUGUUGCGUACUGUUAGCUUCCGGGCACAACAUGGCAUUUUUCAUCACAGCAUUCCCUCUUAUGCAGAAAGUGAUUCAGAGUACUCCGCUGAAUGUGCUUCACUCUUCCACUCAACGAUUGUGGAGACCAGUGAGGAUGAAAUAAGCAAUUGUACAACCAAUCGCUUUGGUGACAGUGAGUCGAGUGAAAGUGAGUCAGGUGCCACAAGUGACAGUAGCCUUUCUUUUAACUCUGAAGAAAAUGAUGGAAGUGAGAUAGUUUGGCCUGAGGGGGGUUCUCUAGGGCCUUCCUCUUCCAUUACAUCAUCCUCCAUGCAAGUACAUAGUAAAUCUAAAAUGUACCGUAUAAAAGCAUCAAAGGCUCUAAAGAAAAGGAUUAGGAGAUUCCAGCCUUCCUCUUUAAAGGUUAUGACCAUGGUUUAGAGUAUACACAGCUGUUUACUCUGGCUGGGACACCAUACUGUGCCAAUUGUUUGGUAGAACAAAAGAUAUUGCCUUUAAAGAAGAUUUACAGUUUGUGGUGAAACUGCAUUCCUUGAUGAGACAUAAAUGAUCUUUGUCUGUUGAAAGAAACUUUUUUUGCCUGAUCAAAAGUAAAGAUCUAUGUAAUAACCUUUUUUUCCUUUUGACAGUUUUAUGAAACUAAUUAUUGUGUUUGGAAUACUGACUAAAAUAUUUAACUUUCAUCAGCAAAGUACAAAUACACAAAAAGUGUCACUUAUCUUUUACCACUCAGUUGAAUUGAGAGGUGGAAACUGAACGCUUGUGAUUUUCUAGAUUACUGAAGGUGCUUUGUGCCUUUUUUAUUGAUACGUUGCUUAGCUGUUGACUUUAAAUAAGGAGCUCUGCUGUGUUGGCUUACAGUAGCAGGGGACUGUAUUUUGAUGGCUGUACUUGAUGUAAACAGUUUAUUUCUGCCUUGCUUAUAUUUAUGAGUGAAAACCAAAACGUGAAAAUAAACAAAUCAUUUUCCUCAU